This is a messenger RNA of Asterias rubens (European starfish), 6665 nucleotides long. RefSeq names its product probable methyltransferase TARBP1. The coding region runs from base 335 to 5311 and encodes 1658 amino acids. The transcript is spliced from 28 exons. NCBI's taxonomy places the organism in Eukaryota, Metazoa, Echinodermata, Asteroidea, Forcipulatida, Asteriidae. Gene Ontology annotation, biological process: tRNA methylation. The record is from RefSeq and is a predicted model, not a curated record. Gene Ontology annotation, molecular function: RNA binding; tRNA (guanine) methyltransferase activity.
GUGUUGUGUUGAUAAAUCACUUGUUCACAUCCAGACAUAAGUUUUGUUUAGUUACAAAGACUAUACUAAUUUGCUUGGCUGCCCAAGACUUCCCUUCCUUAGCAGUGGUUACACUUCAUAAACAGCAAGAAGUUACAACUGAAGAAGUAGCAGGAAGAUAGUUCCUGGUGCUUCAUGAUUGAUUCAUCCACAUUGUCUGAGCGACAGAAGAAGGACAUCUACCACAACUUUGGAAUUUGGGACCAUUCAAGUUCUAUUUCGUGCAAGAGGACAUUCAGUUCAUAAGACGCUUACCAUGACUUGAGAACCAAAGUUUUCUUUCUAACUUUCCACAAUGUCGUUCAAGAUAGUUGAUUUCCUUAAAAGCAGUCAGGCUUUCAACUUACAGGAACUAGUACGGUUCAGCAUUAACCGUGCCGUCACAGUGUAUAGCACCAGUCGCUAUGCCGGGGGUGACCAAAACAAAGCGUCACAAACUUCACUUGACGACACCGACCGAGAAUUGACGGAAAUUAUCACUUUCACUUUGGAAUCGAUGAACGUUGACCAAGAAUGCACUGCCCCAUCAGAUUUAAGUCACUUGGUUGAAAAUGUGUGCUACGGAGUCAUACAGCAAUCUCAUUUGCAUAUUCAUAAACAGAAGAUGUCAUGUGAUGAUCAACUGGUACAAUCUAUUUACAAACUCUUCGCUGCCGUACUAAGUAUUGAAGAGGCUGCUGAGUGUCAGCCAUUGAAGAGUAAAAUCCAAAAGGAUUGCUUAGUGGGAAUUUGUAACUACAGCGAGGAGCAGCGUGUUUUGGUCAACUUGUCGACAAUUGAUCACCAUGAAGAGCCCUCAACGCAUCAAGAUGUGAUCUUCUCUAUACAAAACUCACUUGGCGUUCUAGAUCAUCUACUGAACUCCCUCAAACUACUGGAUAACAAAACUGAAUGCAUCAGUAACCCUUGGUUUGAAGAGUGCUUCCCAUCACUUGUGGAGGUCUUAGAGUUCAGUGAGGCAACGAUAUGCUCUCACGUCUCAGGUAUCUUGCUCCCGAAACUCCUCAAGUCAUCUUGUUCCCAACUCCAGGAGAAGUUGACUCUAAUUUGGAAACGACUUCUACUCAUGCAUAAAUCUCAUGGAGAUGGUACAACUAGAUUAACGUCAAACGUCUACAUUGCUCUCUGUGGUUUAUCUGAAUUCUACAUUCCUGUUUUACCGGACUGUGUGGUGUCUUCUUCUAGCUGGAUGCUGAGCAGCCAUGACUUUUGGAGAGUUCUCCAAUCCGGUCUGAUCCACUCCGAUCCUCUCGCUCGUAAGCAAGCUUGCUUCCUGAUGAAGAGAGCGAUGGGGAAGAUAUCGAUUGAGAAUAAGAAACUGGAGUCGACUUCAGCGGUAAAUGAUGUGUCUGAACCCUCGUCAGAUGUGGCCUCGAGGAAUGGGAUUACUUCUGGGGAUGACGUUGCUCUAUUUUGGUGGUCAUCAGAUGUACAGGAGAAGCUGCUAGCAAUGUGGGCAGAUUUCUUCUUAUUGUACGAGGCACUAGAUGAAGUACAGGUUCAUGUUGUGAUGCCAGUGAUGCCCCGACUGAAAUCUCUCAUACAGUCUGCCUCCACCAGUCAGUCAGGAGUCAAAGCGAUGCUCCACACCUCUUGGCUGACCAUUCUCUUCUCAAGAAGCUUCGUUCAUGAAACCAAGACAGUGCUACAAUGGGGUCUCCUCCAGUACCUACAUUUAGAUAUCAACACUUGCCCUAUGAUACAACAAGGUGGAGUAGAGUUUUUCUUCAAUACGGUGCUCCCUGUUCUUUGUGAUGACAAUCUAUAUGGAGGUCAAGCUGUGACCUCGUUAGGGUCAAGGCCACCUGUUGCUGUGGCAUUAAGAGGUUUCAUCAACAAACUUGUCGCCGUGCUCGGAACAUGUCAAACAGAAGUUUUUCUGCGCAACUUUCUUCUGGCCGUCUCCCAGCAAUCCUGGAGUCCAAUUAGUUUGACAUUCAUCUUUGAGACGUUAACCAGUCUCCCAGAAUACAAUGCAUGGGGAGCUGCUGAACUUCAGUUGUUGAGAGAGAUGCAGUUUUCAUGUAUCAGCAUGUUGUCCGUCAGCUAUCGGAGUGUUGUGCAGUGUCUAAUGAUUGAAUCUGUACUCAAGCUACUAGAUAAAGACAACACUACUCUUCAUCAACUUUCUAACUUGCUGGGAAUCUUCAGUAGAAACGACUGCUUGGUUAGAGGAAGUCAUCUAUGGAACCAGGUUUGCCAGUGGUUUGGAGCAAACAGAGACAGCCAGCUAUUUAACUCCAAUGGUGACAUCAUAGCAACACUUAGGUCAGAGGUCACCAACUUGAUGACCUUUGACCCAUCUGUAUCAACUGCUCGUGUAGAUCUUGGUGACGUAGCAGAGUCUUGUAGAGUCUCUUGUUUGAUCUUACUCUCGGCGGACUCUCACUAUGAAAGGAUGGAAUCCCAACCUCCCAGUCCGUCUUCGUUCCUUCAGACGAUCUUAGAACCAUUGACUCAUGUCCUUAGUAGCAUCAACAGCCACAUCUAUCUACCCAUCAAUAAGACGGAUGCCUCCUUACAGCUUGUAUGCAGUAUCUUACAUCAUCUUAAACCAGCCAGGGAUGAGAGUGGGCAGGACAUCUCAGAUGAAGUCAGGAAAGAAUUAAGCAUCUUAUUGUCACCGUGCUUGGAAGAAAUCUUCUCCUUCAUUGCUAGACGGCUGUUAUCUGCGGAAUUGGCUCAGACCUCAGAUAUCAGUCGUGUAUCUCUCUACAUCUCUGUCCUGGAUUCUGUAUGUACAUUUAUGGUGAGGAGUCUGGGGGUCUCUGGGUGUGUUGCAGGAGUCAUCAGGAACGGAAGGACCAGACUACUAGACUGUUGCCUGUUGCUGUUGACUCAAGGCACUGAGUGUAGAGAGAGAGAUGCAAAGUUGAGCUGUUUCCAGACUUUUGUGUCUUGUAGUUUGUUACUCUGGUUACUACAGUCAUCGUCAGUGACUGAUUCUCUAGUGUUACCGUGGAAUAAACUAUUGCCAUUGGUUACCGUGGAAGCUGAUAAAGUUACCAUGAAGGCUGACUCAGACUACAGCCUUGCUAGUGGAGAUACAACCACUACACGUAAGAUAUCUAGCCUUCUACUAUGCACAAGAUGGCAGUGUAUUAGUGUCUUACUACGACGAGACCAUGCUGGUAGUCUGUCUUUCCCUGGUGCCCAGCCUCAUGAGACCAUCUUGGCUGCGUGUUUGAGAGAUUUGUCAUUAGUCAAAGGUCCUGAUGCGGUUCCAUUACUUCAGUGUGCUAAGCUGCUGGUUAGCAAGGUGAUUGAUGAGUCUACACCACUUUGCCUAGAUGUCGUCGACGCAGCCUGGUCAUCUCUACAGGAUGAAUGGAGAGGCAAAGCACAGAAAUUCUGGAUUCUUUAUUCUGCUGUGAUCGAGUUGAUCUUCCAACAUUGCUUCCUGGUUUCCGAAGACCCCAAGACGCAUGAUGCUGUUGAAAAGAUGUUUAGCAGCAUUCUGACUCUAGGAGAAGGCAAACCAAUGAUCAUCUCAAUCUUCAUAAAGCAUCUUUGCAACCAGUGGUUAGAUCAGAUGAGAACUGAGCCCAGAAUGACGUCCACUUUGCGAGCUGUGUCUAAUCAUAUCAAUCAGUUAUUGGAGGUGUGUGUGAUGGGAACCAGGGUUAGCAAGGAUACCAGGUUACAGCAGGAUACUAGUGUCUUCUUGAUCACAUUGGAUCAGCUGCAAUCUGUCAGGAAAGAACUCUCUAUAAGUAUGGAACAAAGGCCUGGUCAUAGACGGGUCAUUUUGCUGAACUUCUUGCUGACAGUUGCAAGAACAAAGACGUCAGAGUGCUGUCAACUCAUUACUGAUUUUGUACAAGGAUUAGUUAAGAAGUUCCUUGAGAUGAAGACUACAACAAGAAGAGGUUAUGCAAUGAACUCUCUGUUACAUCGAGAGAAUGUUAGACUAUGGCAGACUCUAUUGCUUCUUGCACCAUACAUACAAAAGGAGUAUGCCAGCGAGCUCUUGGAUAAUGUCUUAACAUCAGCAGUGAAGGAGAAGCAAUCCUCAGUACGUCAUCUCAUGGUAUGGGUGGCUAUUAGAGUAUUACUAUGUCAUCCUAACCUACAGGAGAUGGUGUGGGAUCAAGUACACCAGCUUAGAGAUACUUCAGAGAGUAACAUUUGCCCAUUGCUGAUUCUCAUUGCACAUCUUGGUGUAGUACAACCGGAUCUCAAACACAAGGAGUCAUUUUACAAGCGUGCUUUCCCAGUGCUAUUACCCCGUGCUUUGGUUCAGACAUCAUCCAUCAGACAUACAGGGCAGUUAUGCGUCAAGAAGCUAUGGCAGGAUUGUACCAGGGACGGGCUGCAGGGCGUCAUGGCGUCAUUUCCAGCAUUACUGGCUUGUAUGGAAUACCUUCAUGAUUACAAUCCCAGCGUGUCUUCACAUCAAAAGAUGGACAGCAACUUCUUUCUCUUCAAAGUUAACCCGUGUCAAGAUUACACCAUACAGACAAUUUUUAACCUCCUUCCGUACCUGAGCUCCAUAGCUGGUGAUGAACUCCUCGAAGCAGAGUCUUUUGAGAAAGAGUGUCCGUCACUCUGGAGGAAUGAUGUGGACUCUCAUCCUGUACUACCCCUGUACAAUCCACCUGAGUCUCAGAUUCAACAACAGUACCUAUUGGCAAGAUCUGUGAAAGGUCCAUCCGGUGGAAUUCCAUUUGACCAGACAUCGGCUGAAACAAGCGAGGAAUCCGAUAUACAGAAGAAGAUGAUUCCAUGGCAGUCAAUGAGCAUCCCUGGAUUUGAUGACCUGAGGUCAGAAGGUCAUGAUAGGUCAUCUGGAGGUAGCCUGGUUCUUGUGGCGUCACUCGUUAAUAAAGCACCCAAUCUAGGAGGGUUGUGUCGUACGAGUCAAAUCUUUGGGGUUUCGACGUUUGUUGUCAGCAGUCUGCGUGCUACAGAAGACAAAAACUUCAAAAGUGUCAGCGUGACUGCAGAAAAAUGGCUGCCUAUGAUUGAGGUUCCUGUGAGUGAUCUAGCUCCCUACCUCCAAUCAAUGAGGCAUCAGGGUUAUACUCUAGUCGGGGUUGAACAGACGGCUAGAAGCAAGUGUCUCACUCAAUACAGCUUCCCUCAACGCACUCUUUUAUUACUCGGGCAAGAGAGAAUGGGUAUCCCAGUGGAGUUAAUUCAACUACUAGAUGUAUGUGUUGAGAUUCCGCAACAAGGAGUGAUUCGAUCUCUCAAUGUACAUGUCAGUGGUGCUUUACUCAUAUGGGAGUACACAAGACAAAGACUAUUGGCUCAAAUGACCACCCAGUGACCACACUGAGUAAUCACUGAGUAACUUGUGCUCACUCAUUCUGAUACUCGAGAACACACGACAGAGACUACUGGCUCAAAUGACUGCCAGUGACCACACUGAGUAAUCACUGAGCAAUCACUGAGUAACUUGUCCCACUCACUCUGAUACUCGAGAACACAAGACAGAGACUACUGGCUCAAAUGACUGCCAGUGACCACACUGAGUAAUCACUGAGCAACCACUGAGUAACUUGUCCCACUCACUCUGAUACUGGACAACACAGGACAGAGACUACUGGCUCAAAUGAUCACCAAGUGACCCCUUAAGUGACAAUCGAGUGACCACAGAGUAACCACCGAGUAACUUGUCACUCAGUACUCAAGUCAAAGUCUACACGCUCAAUUGACCACCAGGAGACAACUGAGUAUUCACUAAGUAAAUUGUCACUCAAUCUAAAAAACAAAAAAAGACAAAAACUACUGGCUCAAAUGACCACAGAGUGCCCACUGAGUACACUGAGGGAUCACUGAGUAGUUGGCACCCAAUCUUAUAGUGGAAUUCUCAAGACAGAAACUACUGGCUCAAAAGACCACUGAGUGACCACAAAACGAUCACAGAGUGACAAAUUAAUUGUAGUUAUACUUUCGUAAAGUCUCUACCAAAUUAAAAGGCAGGGUGUACCUAUGUUAAUUUCCAAGGACCUUGGUGGGUGAUCCCAACCUAUGGAUAAGAUAACAAAUUUAGGCUCAAUUGGUCAUCAAAUAUGAAAGAAUUUAAUGACAGAAAGGCCUGAAGCCUUCUCUCAGAUUCAAAUGUUUUAGUCAGAAAUUACCUCUUUCUCAAAACUGAAGUUACCAGUACUUCAUUUUUUAUGCUAUAUGUAUUAUGAGUGAUUACCAAACAUGGACAGCACCUUUAAAAGGAUGAUUACAAUUUAUCAACACCACAGAUUUAAACCACAGAGUAUAUACUGGUCUAUAUUAAAGAAAAAGUUUCAUGCCUUAUGCUGUAUAUAUUUUGAAGUGCUUCUAAAAAGUAUAAAAUGUUUGACAAAGUAUCUGAAGGAAAAGAACCCCUCAAUAUGUAUGCUGUCAAGAUGUAAGUGCAGUAUUUUUUUAAGUUAAUCAAUAUGACCACUGUUUACUAAACUUUAUUACAAAAACCAUGUUUCAGAUAAUUUGUUUUGUUUAAAGGCAGUGGACACUAUUGGUAAAUACUCAAAAAAAUUAUUAUCAUAAAACCUUACUUGGUAACGAGUAAUGGGGAGAGGUUGAUAGUAUAAAACUGUGUGAGAAACGGUACUCUGAAGUGAUAUAGUUUUCAAGAAAGAAGUAAUUUUCCACGAAUUUGAUUUCGAGACCUCAAGUUUAGA